Messenger RNA from Didymodactylos carnosus, 184 nucleotides. NCBI's taxonomy places the organism in Eukaryota, Metazoa, Rotifera, Eurotatoria, Philodinida, Philodinidae. The record is from the annotation of a GenBank genome assembly.
AUGUAUAGAUCUGUUGAUGGAAAUUUAUUGCGUUUCAUCAAAAAUCCUGUUCAACUUUAUCGAACAAAAAGUGUCUGCACUCGACAGGAUUGUCCAAAACGUGAACGUAUUGUAACAACCACAGAUAUAGGUCUCGAGUAAGUAAUGAACGUCGUCAGUGGAAUAAUUGUAAAUUGAAUUAGUU